AUGUCCGUGAGACAAGCGCCCACAUACCAGCAGGGCGUGCCCCAGCGGCAAGCUGACGAUAAUUCGGAUGUAGAGGAGGAGGCGUUGGCCAACGACUACCGCGAGCAGGUGGGAUAUGAGGAUGGGCAGGACUACGACCAAGGAUCGAUGGGAGGAGGACCACAGGAUCUGCAGGCACAACUACAGGCGGCAGCGACACCACUAGAGUACCAGGCGACGCUCGAGACCAAGAUUCAGAGCUACGACAGCUACUGCAAUCUCUUCCACUUUAUUCUGAACAGCGAGGGACCUGUGGACAUCGAGGUGCCUUCGCACUUCUGGGCGUGGGACAUGAUAGACGAGUUCAUCUACCAAUUCAACUCCUUCUGCUCUUACCGCCAGCGACUUGCUUUCCAGCAAUCCAGCACACAGGUCAACGAGGAGGAGAUUACAAUUCUUCGCGAGAAUCCAAACACAUGGGGCUGCUACUCAGUUCUGAAUGUACUCUAUUCUCUCAUCCAACGCUCGCAGAUCAGCGAACAGCUCGCAGCAAGAAAGCGAGGCGAGGACUCGGCUGGAUACACUGGUGAAUAUGGCGGGAGACCACUCUACCAAAUGCUCGGCUACUUCUCCAUCAUCGGCCUACUACGCGUCCACUGCUUGCUGGGCGACUUCAGUCUGGCGCUCAAGACUCUCGACGACAUCGAACUUAACAAGAAGGCAAUGUUCGCUCGGGUCAUGGCUGCCAACUUCACCACUUACUACUACGUCGGCUUCAGCUACAUGAUGAUGCACCGCUAUGCCGAUGCUCUUCGUGCGUUCAACCACAUCCUCAUUUAUGUGAGUCGGACGAAGAACUUCCAGAAGGGAGCCCAGUACGACAGCAUCACGAAGAAGAACGAUCAGAUGUAUGCGCUCGUGGCAAUCUGUGUGGCGUUCUACCCACAGCGUUUGGACGAUACCAUCCACACCGCAUUGAGAGAGAAGUACGGCGAGCAGCUCACCCGCAUGCAACGUGGUGGUCCCGAGGCACUUCCCAUCUUCGAGGAGCUCUUCCGCGCUGCAUGUCCGAAGUUCAUCUCGCCUACACCACCCGACUUCGAUCAACCCCAUCUCAACGUCGAUCCCGUCGAGCACCAACUCAGCAUCUUCAUGGAGGAGGUCAAGACAAACAUGUUCUCGCCUACCGUACGCAGCUACCUCAAGCUCUACACUACCAUGGACCUGACGAAGCUGGCUGGUUUCCUCGAGGUCGACGCCGAUACUCUGCGCAACUGGCUACUGGUUAACAAGCAGCGGUCGAGGCAGGUGAGGCAGAGUCAGGGUGGGCUGUUGGAGGGUGAUGUUGUUAAUUCGAGCGAUCUCGAUUAUGCUAUGCAAGGCGAUAUCAUUCAUGUGUCGGAAGCGAAGGUGGGCCGGAGACUGGUGGACUGGUAUUUGAGGAAUCUGGCGAGAACAUACUAG
Molecule: messenger RNA, 1443 nt
Organism: Recurvomyces mirabilis
Lineage: Eukaryota; Fungi; Ascomycota; Dothideomycetes; Mycosphaerellales; Teratosphaeriaceae
Exons: 2
Coding region: 1-1443 (480 amino acids)
Biological process (GO): translational initiation
Cellular component (GO): eukaryotic translation initiation factor 3 complex; cytoplasm
Molecular function (GO): translation initiation factor activity
Source: RefSeq, a predicted model, not a curated record